ACAUACGUCAACAUCAUCAUCAUCAUGUCUCCUGCAAACAACAACGCCGCCAAAUCUGACUCCAAGGACGAUGCCCUUCAAAAGACGUCGACCGAUGGAGAGCCUGCAGUAGAUGAAACUGCCAAUGGCCACGCUGAAAACAUCUUCCAGAUUACCAUCAAGCUGCCUCACGCCCCCUAUGUCCAUCCCAUCACGAUCUCAACAACGGAGCAAGUGCAGGACCUCCGCCAGGCUAUCAUCGAAUCCCCCCAGCUCUACCAAUAUUCGUGUUUUCACCUCGAGCUCAAUGGUCAACGCGUCAACGACUAUGUUGAACUAUCCGAAGUCCCUGGCCUCAAGGCUGACGCCGUUCUCACCCUCGUCGAAGACCCUUAUACAGAGAAGGAAGCUCGCAUGCAUGUCAUCCGCGUUCGAGAACUGAUCGGCGCUGCGGGAGACCGCACCGAUGCUCUCCACGGUAUUACAGCUGGUCUAUCAUUGCACGAGUCAAUUGGCCUAGACGAGAGCGGAAAGCCCAAGUACGAAGGCACCGAAACUACACCCUUGUCGGACUAUGAUUUCAAGGCCGGAGGUAAUGUGAAGACAUUGCUUGCUCCGCCUCAAGAGCCAGCCCCAAAGACGGUCAAGUCUAUUUCCGUCUCGCCUUGGAACCCGCCGCCCUACCAUCUGCGAUCCAAGGGCCACCUUCUCUACCUCCUCCUUACCACAAACGAGAAUGAGCAACAUCACAUCACGGCUACGGUUGCAGGCUUCUUCGUGAACAAGUCUUCCAAUGCCAAGUUCGAUCCUACGCCUCGCCAGGCGCCAAAGGCCCACUCCGCCCAUUCCCUUCUCCAAUUGAUUGAGCAGCUGUCUCCUUCUUUCAGCUCAAACUUCAAGACAUACUUGGAGCACACCCAGAAACGCGAUCCUCUCACUUAUUUCCAGCUAUCCAAUGCCAUUCCGGCAAAUCCCUGGCUGGUUCCAGCGUCCAGCUCUACCAACACAUCGCAUCAACCCGAUCUCGCCCGAACACAGGAGAGCUACCUCAUAUCAGGUGUAGAAACUACCGAGACUCUGCGCGACUGGAACGAGGAAUUUCAAUCCACACGGGAAAUGCCCAAGGAGGCUGUCCACGAUCGUGUGUUCCGUGAACGUCUCACCUCGAAGCUUUUCGCCGAUUACAACGAUGCUGCAACUCGUGGCGCCAUGCUGGUCGCACGUGGCGAGAUCGCACCCCUGAACCCCACCGAGGCCAAGGACGCACAAAUCUUUGUCUACAACAAUAUUUUCUACUCCUUCGGCGCCGACGGCGUCGGAACAUUCACCACUGAAGGCGGUGAUGAGGCUGCUCGCGUCGCUGUUGGCAAAGAUGUUUCCGGUGUGCGUGCCGUCAACAACCUUGAUAUCCCCAAUCUCUUCACCUCAGGAACGGUGGUGGUUGAUUAUCUCGGUAAGCGCAUUGUGGGCCAGAGCAUUGUACCAGGAAUCUUCAAACAACGGGAGCCCGAAGAGCACCAGAUCGACUACGGCGCGGUCGAGGGCAAAGAGAUUGUUGCAGAUAAUGAGGUCUUUGUCCCUCUCUUCGAGCAACUAUCGAAAGCGCUGCGAGUGAAGAAGCACCCAGUAUGGGACAAGGACAAUGCCCGCCAUGAAUUGGAAGGUAGUGUUGAGACUAAGGGUCUCAUUGGUACGGACGGCAGGAAAUAUGCUCUUGACCUCUACCGCCUCACUCCCGUUGAUGUUGCCUGGAUAGAAGAACACUGGAGUGAACCAGGAGAGGAUGGUGAGAAAUCUGGCGAAAAAGAUUACCCUCAUCGCAUGGCAACGCUACGACCCGAGCUUGUCGAAUCGUACGGCCGAGAAAAGUUGCGCGAAUAUGUCCAGAAUGAGCUGAACAAGAAGACUCCCGAUUCGAGCAAGAAUGGCGAAACUAAGGCUGUGACAAACGGCGGUGAUGAUUCCAAGACAGAGUCGGGCGAUGACGAGGAAUCAAAGGAAGCUGCCGAAGCUGCCGAGCAGGAACGCGUAGACAUUUCUGGCUUCCAAUUUGCUCUCAACCCCGAUGUCUUCUGUGGCCAACAUCCCCAGACUGAAGAAGACAAGGCGGAAUGGGCUAAGGACGAAGCCGAAGUUCGCGCCGCUUGCGAUCAUCUUCUAAACAAUCUCAUGCCCCGCCUCAUCCAGGAACUCAAGGACGGCGAUGUUGGAUUCCCUAUGGAUGGCCAGUCGCUGAGCCUGCUUCUGCACAAGAGGGGAAUCAACAUUCACUAUCUCGGAAAGAUUGCUGAGCUCGCUGACAAGGAGGACCCGCGCCUGCAAGCUCUUAAGCGUCUCGUGGUUCAGGAGAUGAUUACUCGUGGUUUCAAACAUCUGGCCAACUCGAAACUACGUAAUCUGUCGGCACCCUUCGCUACACCUUGCCUUGCUCACCUGCUGAACUGCCUUCUUGGUAGCGAGCUGAACCCAAAGCCUGUAGCUGAAAGCGAUGCUGAACUCAAGUCCCUAUACCCCGAAUGCGACUUUAGCUUCGAAAAGCUUACUCCCGAGGAUGUGAGGAGGGAGGUUCAAGCGCAGGUCGCCUUGAGGUACCGCUACAACCUUGGUGAUUCUUGGAUCGAGCCUGGCAAACAGCUACAACUUCUUCGUGAGGUUGCCUUGAAGUUGGGUCUCCAAUUGGCGAACAAGGAGUACGCAUUCACGCCCAAAUCCCUCGCCAAUGGAUCUGCGCCCGAGGCCAGCAGUGCACCCACUCCCGCUGUCAACGGCACUUCUUCCUCAAGCAAGAAGAAGAAGAACAACAAAAAUGCCUCGCCCCCCCGCGCAGCCAGUCCUGCUGUGAAGACUGUGCAGACAUUCCAUGUUGAUGACAUCAUUAACAUCGUCCCUGUCAUCAAAGAAGCGUCUCCGAAGAGUCUUCUAGCAGAAGAGGCUUUGGAAGCUGGCCGUAUGUCAAUUGCCCAGGACCAGAAAGAGCUGGGCUCAGAGCUAUUGCUUGAAUCGUUGACUCUUCACGAGCAGAUUUAUGGCGUACUGCAUCCUGAGGUCGCUCGUGUCUACCAUACCCUUUCCAACUUGCUCUUCAGCUUAGAUGAUAAAGCGGCUGCGCUCGAGCUUGCUCAUAAGGCUGUUAUUGUCUCCGAGCGUACUCUUGGUAUCGAUCACGCAGACACAGUCCUCGCGUACCUGAACUUGGCCUUGUUCGAACAUGCCACUGGCAAUGGCCGUACAGCUUUGGUCUACGUUCGCCACGCGCUUGAGUUGUGGAAGCUUGUUUACGGCGUCGAUCAUCCCGACUCUAUUACUACUCUCAACAAUGCGGCUGUGAUGCUCCAGACCCUGAAGAACUACCCCGAGUCUAAGGUCUGGUUUGAGGCCUCACUCUCCAUCUGUGAUCAGAUUUCCGGCAAGGACUCGAUCGCCACGGCAACGCUGCUUUUCCAGACUGCCCAGUCACUCGCCCUGGUCAAGGACAUGCGUGGCGCUGUUCAGCGUAUGCGCGAAUCUUUUAACAUCUUCAAGGCGGUCCUUGGCCCCGAAGACCGCAACACCAAAGAGGCUGAGCAAUGGCUCGAUCAACUCACGAGCAGCGCUGUGGCACAUGCUAAGCAAUCACAAGCCAUUGCUUCUGGCCGUCUCCGUCAUCUUAAACUCGGGCAACGUGGCGGUCUUCGACCGCAAGCAGCUGUGGGACAGACCGCCAGCGAGACUACCACCGUUAACCGUCCACGAGUCGGUACGGUGGACCAGCGCAGCAUCGAAGAGUUGAUGAAGUACAUUGAGGGCGAAUCGCCCAAGACGACGCCCAAGAAGCGAACGCCUGCCACCGCCAAUCCUAAGAGGAGAGUGCCCAAAGCUUCUUCGUAA
Periconia digitata is the source of this 3846-nucleotide messenger RNA. The record is from the annotation of a GenBank genome assembly. NCBI's taxonomy places the organism in Eukaryota, Fungi, Ascomycota, Dothideomycetes, Pleosporales, Periconiaceae.